Molecule: messenger RNA, 906 nt
Organism: Helobdella robusta
Lineage: Eukaryota; Metazoa; Annelida; Clitellata; Rhynchobdellida; Glossiphoniidae
Exons: 3
Cellular component (GO): membrane
Molecular function (GO): heparan sulfate 6-sulfotransferase activity
Source: RefSeq, a predicted model, not a curated record
UACCACUAUUUUACAAUCCUCCGAGAUCCAGUGCAGAGGUACUUGAGCGAAUGGAAGCACGUGCGUAGAGGUAGUACGUGGAGUGCUGUCAAACUCAUGUGUAACGGUAGGAGGGCUACCAGGUCUGAAGUUCCACUGUGCUAUUCUGGUCCCAACUGGAUCAAUGUGACGUUCGAUGACUUCCUGGCCUGCCAGCACAACCUCGCACACAACAGGCAGACCCGCAUGUUGGCCGACUUGACAUUAGUUGGAUGUUACGACAAAUCGCUCAUGUCAGAAGAGAAGAGGAAUCGUUUGAUGCUGGAAAGUGCCAAAAGAAACCUUAUGUCCAUGGAAUUUUUUGGACUCACUGAGUUUCAGGCGGAGCUAGGUUUCUUGUUCGAGUUUACAUUUGGAAUAAAGUUUACAAAGAACUUCACUCAAUACGAGCACACGCACGCAAAAGAAUCGAGCAUAUCGCAAGACGAGAGGCGCAGAAUCAUGCAGCUGAACCAUUUGGACGUGCAACUCUACGACUUCGCCAAACAUUUAUUUCUUGCCCGACUGAACUACGCUCUAUCGCAACAAAAAUUGAACGAAGUUUCAUCCAGAGAAAAUGUUUUCAUGGACAACGACGGAAACAGUAAACAUCCGAUUGUCGACUUUGUUGAUUCCAGCCAAACUCGAUCAAAAAUGGAACCGACACUUCAAACGGAUGUCAUCUCCAUACCUCACGAGCCACCGGUCGACCAAGCGAAUCAUCUUUCCAGCGAAGAGCGCUACGAAUCUGCACGAACGUUACCUGCAGCAAGCAACAAAAACAACGACUCCUACGACGACAACGAUGAAUAUGAAUCCAGCGCUGAAUCCGUUCAUGCCGUAAAAAGUAGAAAAAGUAUUAAACAUCAAAUCGAUCGUUAUAGGUGA